UUUUGUUUCUUAUAUCUCCUCCUCUUUAUGUCUAAAGAAGAAAAUCCUAAAACUAUUCAAGGAACAAAUAAUCCAAUGGCGGCAGCUCCUUAUCAUGGUAUGAUAGAAGAAAUUUAUGUGAUGUUGGUUGAUCUUGACAAGGAGAUUGUUGGUGAGAUGAUUGAUUUGCUCAAAUCGUUUGAAUAUAAAGUUAUGACAGUUGAUGCUUCCACAGCCAUGGCAAUGCUCUCCAAUGGAAAGAAAAAAAUUGAUGCUAUGAUAAUCAAUAUCCAUUCACCUUAUUUUCUUUCCUUCGAGGUUCUUAUUCAAGCUGUAGCCUUGGAUAUCAUUUCACUCGUUAUAUUUGAUGAACACAAGGAGUACUUAAUAAUGAAGGCUUUUAGCAUUGGAGCUUAUAUUUACUUGAAGAAACCACUUGACAAGGAUAUUGUGAAAUAUUUGUGGCAAUUUGUCUUGAGGAAAAGAAUCAAAAAGGAAAAAGAUAGAGAAGGAUUAGAAGAAAAUAGGGAUCAGAUGAAUGUUGAUGAUAUUGGUAACACAAAUGUUGUUAGAGAUAAUGAAGAACAAGCUGAAAACGAUGUCGUAUCGAAUGGAAAAUACAAGCCAAGGAAAAAGAGAAGUAGAGAAAGCAUGAAAGAGAUUAAUGAAGGAGAAAGACAGAUUCGUAUUAUGAGAAAAAACUACACAAAUUGGACUGCUGAUCUACAUACCAAAUUCAUGAAAGCUACGCAACAUCUUGGUGAAGGAAGAUGUUUGCCGAAAAAGAUUCUUAAGGUGAUGAAUGUGCCUAGUCUUACCAGAACACAUAUUGCCAGCCAUCUUCAGAAAUGCCGUAAUGGCAAUUGGAAAGCUCCAAAAGACCAAAAAUCUAGAUGUCGCCCCUCAGGUCAGGGAUCCUCAAGUGGUUCUCAACAACGAUGUAGCAUUAGAAAAUUUGGGACAAUGUCAUGUCUUCAAGAAAAUAUUCCAAAUCAUAUUCAAAGAGGCCUAGAGUUCCCAUUUCCAACUCUCAAUUCCAACAUUUUUGCUAGAGGAGAGAGUUUAAUUCAACCACAAUUCUAUCGCCCACGAUUUCAGGUUCAAUCUCACAACCUCAAUAUUGUAAACCCAUUCAAUAGCUCAUUUUUUUCGGCUCAAAAUAAUGAUGGUGGUGAGCUACAACAACAGCAAGGUCCAUUAUUUGGAAUGCUGGAAUCACAAAGACUACAAGGCCUAAUUAUUGGGAGCAAUAGUUAUAAGCCUGACAUGGCGUUUAACAGUAAGGAUCAUCAUGGUCAAAAUGACCACAACUUGAAUGUCAAUGUUGUCAAUGUAACAACAUAUUCAGGCAGCGCAAUAAUGACUGAUACAAAUGCUGAAAAUGCGACUAUUAAUGAAUUAGGAGCAUCAAAUGCUAACUUUCAACAGUAUUUUGGUGAACAAAAUAUGUCCGAUCCAAGCAAUAUUGUCGUGGCACCAGAUGCGGGUGAUUCAAAUGAGAAGAAAAAUUGUGAUGUGGAUUUCGAUUUCAAUUUCAAUUUCAAUGAUGUGGAUUUCGAUAAAAUGAAUUUUCUCUUCCAGAAUCUUGAACUUCCAAGUUCUAACCUGCCUAAUAAACAAAGCAUUGAGUUUGAUCAGGCUUACUCUGAUGAUCAGGUGACAGCGAUACCGAGUAUCCAAUUUCAAGAAAUAACAAUUUUUCCUGAUGAAUAUCAACGUUAUCCAGUGCCAAGUGAGAUUAUUGGUGACAACUCUCAAAAGGGCUCUUUGGAGCGACAAAAUUGUUUUCUCAAGUGAAAAAUGCAUCUUUCAUUUUUCUGGAGACUAUUUUGUUCAGUAUAACUUGAGUUGUUAGUUUGUUUUUCUUUUUUCGUUUGGAACUAACAGUCGGUAUUAGAUUAGAUGCUUUCAUAAUUAUUAUCUUGACAUGGGAUUAUAAUUUUGUUUAGUAUCGGACCUAUUUAUCCUAAUAUUACAUUAUACCUUUUGGGUGACUUAUUAUAUGUUAUCUAUGGGAUCAAUUAUUUGU
Molecule: messenger RNA, 2008 nt
Organism: Solanum dulcamara
Lineage: Eukaryota; Viridiplantae; Streptophyta; Magnoliopsida; Solanales; Solanaceae
Product: putative two-component response regulator ARR13
Exons: 6
Coding region: 28-1776 (582 amino acids)
Biological process (GO): regulation of DNA-templated transcription; phosphorelay signal transduction system
Cellular component (GO): nucleus
Molecular function (GO): DNA-binding transcription factor activity; DNA binding
Source: RefSeq, a predicted model, not a curated record